Pseudomyrmex gracilis is the source of this 2588-nucleotide messenger RNA. Its product is annotated as peroxisomal acyl-coenzyme A oxidase 3-like. Gene Ontology annotation, cellular component: peroxisome. The transcript is spliced from 12 exons. Gene Ontology annotation, biological process: lipid homeostasis; fatty acid beta-oxidation using acyl-CoA oxidase. Bases 296 to 2320 code for a protein of 674 amino acids. NCBI's taxonomy places the organism in Eukaryota, Metazoa, Arthropoda, Insecta, Hymenoptera, Formicidae. The record is from RefSeq and is a predicted model, not a curated record. Gene Ontology annotation, molecular function: fatty acid binding; FAD binding; pristanoyl-CoA oxidase activity.
UCUGAUAUUUAAGAUAUAUUUAUCUUAAAAUGGUGCAUCUUAUUGAGAUACAGAUUUGACAUUUGACACGAGAUUACACUUGUGCAAAAAAUAUGAGCAACGCAAAAAAUCUUGUGCUUUUUACGCGUCCUAUUAGUUAUUGUGAUGAGUAACGUUGCUACUUGUUAAAUCGGACUUGACCUCUUGAAAAACUUUUGUAUACAAAAAUCUAAAGUUUACGUUACAUACAUAUGGUAUAGAUUUUCGUAUUGAAAAGUAUUCAAAAAGACUCAGUUUGACAAGAGGUAAACACGCGAUGCCUAACAUCAAUAAUUUGAUAAAAGAUUUGCCCCAUGGACCACUGGAUGCUUAUAGAAAACAAGCAACAUUCAACUGGAAAUCGCUCAAACUAACUUUAGAAGGAGAAGAUGGUGUGGAGGCUCAGAACAGAAUAUGGAGAAUUAUUGAAACCCAUCCGGCAUUUCAAAGAACAAAAAGAUCACUUACCUUGGAUGAAGCUCGAAGACGCUGCAAUGCUCAAAUGCGAGUAAUUGCGGAGAAUGACUUAUUUCAAUUUUCAAAUAGACAUAGUAUUUAUCUCCAUCAGUGUUGUUUAUCUGCAGCAAUAAAAUUUGGUAUUUCUCGUGGCAUGGUACCAAGUGCUUUAAUGACACUGGGCACUGAACAGCAUCAGCCUUUUUUACAAGAAAUUAUUGAUGGAAAUUACACUUGCUGCUUUGCUCUGACUGAAAUCUCUCACGGGACUAAUACAAGAGGCAUGCAAACCACAGCAACAUAUGAUGUAGCAACAAAAAGUUUUAUUCUUCAUACACCCAGCUUUGAAGCUGCAAAGUGUUGGGUAGGUAAUUUAGGAAAAUCUUCCACACAUGCAAUUGUAUAUGCUCAACUAAUUACACCGGAUAGAACAAACCAUGGUUUACAUCCUUUCAUUGUGCCAAUUCGUGAUCCAGAAACUCACUUACCUUAUCCCCGUGUUACCGUGGGCGAUAUGGGUGAGAAAAUAGGACUCAAUGGAAUAGAUAAUGGAUUUGUAAUAUUCGACAAUUAUCCUAUACCGCGUAUAUGCUUGUUAAAUCGUACAGCUGAUGUCAGCGAAAGCGGACAGUAUAUACUUGCUGUAAAAAAUGAACGAAAAAGAUUUGGAGCAUCUCUGGGAGCAUUGUCGGCAGGUCGUGUCACUAUUACUGGACUGUGUACGCAGUGUUUGUUACUUGCGUUGACGAUUGCUAUACGUUAUUGUGCGGUAAGGAAACAGUUUGGUCCUACUCCGGAUAAUGAAUUGCCUGUUAUUGAAUAUCAAACACAGCAAUGGCGAAUCAUUCCUCACUUAGCUACAUUAUAUACAAUGAAAAUAUUUUCAAGUAACUUCUUAAACAUAUUAGUGGAAUUUAAUCUCGAACGUCUUUCGGGAAGAAACGAUGACUGGAUUGUCGAUCUAGGAGUAGAAAUGCAUGCUUUAUCUUCUGCAGCGAAACCUCUGUGCUCCUGGCUUGCUCGUGAUGCCAUUCAGGAUUGCAGAGAAUCUUGCGGUGGUCACGGAUAUUUGAAAAUGUCGCGCUUGGGUGACUUAAGAGCUGAAAACGAUGCAAACUGUACGUACGAGGGUGAAAACAAUGUACUCAUUCAGCAAACAAGUAAUUGGUUAUUGACUCAAUGGGCUAAUGUAAUUAAUGGACAAUCUGUGCAAUCUCCACUUCAUACUAUAGAUUUUAUUGGCGCAAAAGAAAUAUUUAAUAUGAGAUUUAAUCAAACUACAGUAGAAGAUACAAUGAGGGUUGAAAAUCUGCUAGAAGCUUUCAAGUGGCUAGUUUGCUAUUAUUUAAAAAAGACAUACGAACGUGUAAAAAAUCUCAAAGCAAGUGGAAUGACUGAUUUUGAUGCAAGAAAUAAUUCUCAAUCGUUUUUGGCGCGAACCCUGUCUCUCGUAUAUGCAGAACACGUGUUGAUAGCAGAGUUUGUUAAAACACUAAAAGAUCCGAAAUGGAAAGCAAAUGAACGAGAAGUGUUAACUAAAUUGUGUUCUCUAUUCGCGGCUGUAACAUUAGAGAAAAGAAUGGGAGAUUUGUACGCGGGUGGUUAUGCUUCGCCUAAUUCUAACAUAGAUGGCUUUCUGCGAGAAGGAAUCAUAACAUUAUGCAAAGAAUUAGCCAGUGAUGCGGUUGCGUUGAUUGAUGUUUUGGCACCACCGGACUUUGUUGUUAAUUCUCCUCUCGGAAUGUCCGAUGGCCAGGUGUACAAGCACAUGAAAGAAUGGAUAUUCGAGAACAAAGAGAAUUUUGAACGUCCAUCGUGGUGGAGGGAAAUUCGCCCAAAAUUGUAAACAUCACAAAUUAUAAGAUCAACUCACAAGAUCGAUUCUAUCGAAAUCACUUCUAUUCCUUUUUAUCUAUGGACUUGGCGAUAUCUUCGAAAUGUAGAAUCUAAACUCAUUGGUAUUUUUACAAGGUUGGUUUAAAUAAUAAUAAUAGAAUAUUUUAAUAAUAUAUAUCGUGAUAAUAUUGUUGUUUUAUAUGGGUCGGUUAUUUCUUUACUUUUUGCGAGAGAAGACAAAAAAUAAAGCUGUACGUCGCAAGAAUCUUACACUGUCA